Struthio camelus australis is the source of this 3703-nucleotide messenger RNA. The record is from RefSeq and is a predicted model, not a curated record. Lineage: Eukaryota; Metazoa; Chordata; Aves; Struthioniformes; Struthionidae.
AUGGUUUGGACCAAGCCACGUCUGGAUUCACAACUUGCCUUCCUAAACUCCAUGGAGAACGCCGUGCUGCAUACCAGCCUUCGUGUACAGGAUGUGCUCUGCGAAGAGACGAUCCCCUCUCCGCCUCUGGCCUUUGCAAAAGUAAACAGUCCUUUCUGGCCCAAAUAUCAGUUAUUAGGAAAUCAUCUGGAAUUGUCUGCUUCACAAAGGAUUUUCAAGGAAAUCCAUGACUUAUUUAAAGAUUAUGAAAUAAAGUAUUGUUAUGUGGACAGAAAUAAAAGAACAGCAUUUGUUACUCUGUUAGAUGGAGAGCAGGCUCAAAAUGCAAUUCGGAAAUUCCACCAGUAUUCUCUUCGGGGAAAAGAAAUAUCAGUGCAACUCCAACCAACAGAUGCUUUGCUGUGCAUUACUAAUUUGCCCAUUUCGUUUACAUUGCAAGAGUUUGAAGAACUUGUGCGUGCAUAUGGCAAUGUGGAGAGGUGUUUUUUGGUCUACAAUGAAGUUACUGGCCAUUCAAAGGGCUAUGGCUUUGUGGAAUAUAUGAAGAAGGACUCUGCUGCAAAGGCGAGGCUGGAACUGCUGGGGAAGCAAUUAGACGAGAACACGCUCUUUGCACAGUGGAUGGAUGUUAAUCAGCUGACCCCAAAUCUUAUUCACUCUAAGUGCCUUUGUGUAGAUAAAUUUCAGAAAGACUACGCUGAUUCAAAAGAACUGAUGCAGACUUUCUCACUAAAGUAUAAACCUGUAUUCUGCCAGUUUGCUCAGGAUGAAGAUAGUUAUAUUGGUGACUUUGCAGUGGUGGAGUACGAAACUGCAGAGCAGGCUGAGAAAGUGCAAGAACUCACAGAUGGCAUGACCGUCAGGGGGAGGAGAGUCCAGGUGUCGUACUGUGCCCCAGGAGCACCGGGCAGAAGCACGCUAGCAGCACUGAUAGCGGCGCAGAGGAUGAUGAGGAACAACAGGAAAGGAUUGCUUCCAGAACCGAAUCCAGUGCAGAUUAUGAAAAGUUUUAGUAACCCAGCAAUGUUGCAAAUGUUAAUGCAGCCCCAGUUGCGUGGACCUACUGUUAAACCUGUUCUUGGAGCGUCUGCAGGUUUACCUCACCUUAUAAAUACAGCAGUUGGCCCAGCUUUUUUGCAGUUGAAUAAAGUUCAUCAGAAUUCAGUUCUGGGGAGUACAUCUAACUUACUGCUGCAGAGCCCUCCUCACCUGUCAUUGCCGCAGCAGCAGCUCGUGAAGAUUGAGAACAUUCAGGCUAAUAGUAAACCAGGUUUGCUGGGAGAACCUCCAACAAUGCUGCUUCAGACAGUACUGGGAAUAGGGGUGAUGCCAUCUGUGAGUUCGGGCAUGGGAACCCGUGGAGAAGCUCAUAAGUCAGCCGCAGCAGCAGCGGGGAUGGGCAUGUUGCCAUUCUUUCCAAACCAGCACGUUGUUGGACAAGCUCUACCAGGGCAAAACAACACUCCGGAUAAACAAUCCGCUACCGAAGCGGUCAUCUCAGCGGCGCAGCCCUACCAUCAGACCUUCACAAGUCUGUCUGCGGGAGCCUUGCGGGCCGGACAUGCCAAACAACAAAACCAGCUGAAGAGUACUGAUACAAGCCUGGGGGCUCCCUUGAAAAAACAGACCUCGCUGCUGGGAGAACCACCAAAAGAAAUACGUCUUAGUACCAACCCCUACUUGAAUUUGGCAAGUGUGUUGCCUGGUAUAUGUCUUCCAGCAAUUGCCAGCAAAACCUCUAGUCCACCGCAGCAGACUGGACUUUCGAACAACGUUUUGGAUGCUGCUGUGUCUCAGGGAGCUACAUCACAACACGGAGCGGAAAAUUAUUUUAAUUACUCUCAACAGCAUGGGGAGUACACACAGGAGGCUGUUCAGCAGUGGUAUCAGCAUUAUGCUCAGGCAUAUAACACUACCCAGGCCAGAGUUGAUGACUUUGAAACUGAAGCCUCUGAGGUGGCUCCAAGCAGAAGCGAAAAACGAGGCUCUUCGUACCUCAUUUCCUCGCCAGACCCUGGCCCGGUGGAGUACAUGGGCCAGCAGAUUCAGGGCUCAGCAGUACGUUACGCAGAAGCCUCUCUUAAAAAAAAGCGUGUUUAUUGAAAUUGAAUCCAUCAGUCCUGCCUUAAGGCGUCAAGGCCGUCGUUUCAUACCUCUGCUCUGUAUUGCUGCCUUAGCUUCAGACAAUGCUUCUUUCAGUGCGGGUUAUAAAUAUCCCGAGGAACAAUCCUGUACAGCAGGCAGAUUUGCCAAGUAAACUGUGUGCAUUGAUAAGACAUUAGCCGGGUCGCGGUAGCAUGACUUGGCCUUCCUUAAGGCUGGGCCGCUAUUGCUGUUGUUGUGUAACCGCCGACAUACAUCAACAGUGGUUGGAAGCUCAGAGAGAAAAGUAACUUGGUGAUUUCUUGUUUAGUAACUUACCAGCGAAAAGCAGUAAAAAUACUGAGGAUGGCCCUCGGCUCCUUGCCCUCAUUUUCAGGCCGAGGAAGUUAGUUAAAAAAAUGAUGAAGUCUUAGUAGUAAUUUUUGAGGUUUUUUUUUUUUUUUCCUUAAACGCAAUUUUUUUUUUCCAGUCUUGCUUUUUCCAGGAUUAAAAGAAAGACCUCUGCAUUUACAGCCUUUAUAGUUUUAAUAUUUCUUCUUAAUCCUGGAAUGAAGCGCAACCAAAUGUAUUACCAGGGCUCUGUGAUGUUUUCAAUAAAUGUUUGUUUGUUAAAAGUAAAGUAAGAUACUAUACGGUGUGCUGUCUUGCAAUAUUAACUCUGCUUUGAACAGCUAGAUGGUAUUUGGACUGAAGAGUAAUCAAUCAUCUUUCUUUGGCUGCACUUAGGCGAGACUCUACAGCCUUUAUUUGGAGUAAGUACCUUACAGGUUGUGAAUGCGUCUGCGUAUGUUGGAAAGCACUGAAUCAAAAUAAAAUAAAAUAAAAACUAAAGCUGCCUCCUAACACUCUCAAAGAAUUAAAUUGGCUGCCCUUCUGCACCGGUCCUCCUUCCCGCGGCGUGCCCAGGCAGUCGGGCCAGGUUGGUGGAACCGCGCGGGGGCGCAGUCACAGAGGUGCCACAUGGGCAUCGUGCCCCGGCGUCUUUUUUUUUUUAAAUAACUUUGAAUUUUUUUCUCUUAUUAAUCAAGCAACUGCAGCUAGAGUCUUUCUUUUCUGCUGUACGUCCUUGUAGCCGAAGACUUCGAAAGCAUUAUUUUUGGUAUCAGUGUUCCUGACAGAGAAGCUGUGAGCCAGCCUUCUGUAACGGACCCGCCUGCAGUCGCCUCCUUGGACCCUGCUGCAAAGUGAGCUGGACUUAAUUCCUCUCGCACUGAGGCCACAAGGGCUGGCUGGCUAACUUAAUUGCUGUACACAGACUACUGAAGCCAUUUUUAAAUACUGAAUUUUUAAAAAAAAGUCUUAAACUCUGCAUUUUAAGCUUUGUGAUGUGACUAAGACAUAAAUUUUUAAACUUUAAAAAGAAAGGCCCUCGCUCCUUACAGCAGCUGCUGUAUUGCCUAGACCGUAUGCGAUGCACAAACGGGCAAUAAUUCCUUAAGCUGCUGAACAGCAAUGCAUUUAUAGCUGUUGGGGUUGUCUGGGAGUCUACAGGUAUGUACUGAAAAAUUCACUUGUAAUAUUAUGAUGUUCAAACUGUUUGUAUAUGCAACUUUCUCAAAGUGUUACCCUUUUCAAUGACAAUAAAUUGCUGGUGUAUUUA